This is a messenger RNA of Myzus persicae (green peach aphid), 2991 nucleotides long. Its product is annotated as homeobox protein homothorax-like. Lineage: Eukaryota; Metazoa; Arthropoda; Insecta; Hemiptera; Aphididae. Bases 1360 to 2976 code for a protein of 538 amino acids. Gene Ontology annotation, molecular function: DNA-binding transcription activator activity, RNA polymerase II-specific; RNA polymerase II cis-regulatory region sequence-specific DNA binding. The transcript is spliced from 12 exons. The record is from RefSeq and is a predicted model, not a curated record. Gene Ontology annotation, biological process: positive regulation of transcription by RNA polymerase II; animal organ morphogenesis; brain development.
GCCCGCCGCCACUACGCGACACAGCCGGUCCGUCGUCCAGUUUAGUAUUCGACUCGUCGUGUGUUGCGCGCGUUCGUUCGUUGCGAUCCUCGCCCGUGUGGAAAAAUAAAUAAUAAUAACAACGCGCGCGCAUUUACGUGACUGUGUUUUUCGCGUGUGAGUACUACGUGUGUGUGUGUGUGUGUGUUUUUUCGGUCCGACCGCAUUUAUUGUUAUUGUAUUCGACAGACGGAGCAGUCGUUUUACCUGCGGUCCGUCCGUCUCUUGUGUAAGACGCGCACGUCACACCGCGUACGUACGUGUGUGUGUGUGUGUGUGUGUGUGUGUUUGUGUGUGCGCGCGUGUGGUGUUUGCGCGUGCCGGUUAAGGUUUUUUCUCCCGGCCAGAGAUCCGACGGGAAGACGAGAUACAUCAAGCACCUACGAUCGAGGCCGCAGCCGCAACUGGGGUACGACUAACACCAUAGUCAUACCCGUAUACACGAAGCCCACCGCUGUACCGCAAUCUCUGUACUGCUGCUGCGACGACCACGACAACACACGCCGCAUCGGACGGGGGCAAGACGUAAAGCACGUUUUUGCGCGCCGAAAUGCGACGUCCCGAUCAGCUGACGUGCAGCAGCAGCACUAUCAGCAGCAGCAGCAGUAGCAGCAGCAGCAGCAGGAACAGCAACAGCAGCAGCGUAUCGAGCACAAGCAGUAGUGGCCACCGCCGUUAUCGUACCGUCGUCGCCGCCGCCUCCGCCGCCGCCGUCGUCGUAGUAGUUAAUACGCCGCUUUGCGAAAGAUAAUAACCGCCGCGCCGCCGUCGUCGUCACCGCCGCCGCUGCCGCCGCCGUCGUCGUCGAUCUUUCUAUAAAUUAUCAUUUUUCAAUAAAAAUAUAGAUUACCUCUAUUACACCUAUGCACGAGUGUGCCGCCGCUCUUUUUAAGCAAAUGUUUUUUUAAUAAAAAAUAUUUCUUUUUCCUGUUGAAAUCCGUCUACGACGUCUGCAACUUCCUGUAUACACGCAUUGACAAUACUAUACAUGUGUAUAUUAUACGGUAUCAACGUUCACUUAACGUACCUAUUUGCAAUGAUUUUUGUAUUGCCGUCGUUCUCGCCGUUUUGUUGUUGAUACUGUUAUACUGCAACGUAUAUACCUGGCUUCAAUUCAAAUAUUUUCGAAUAAGCUUAAUUUUUAUAAAAUAUACUUCAACGUCGUGUUAACUGGUUGCAGCGGUUUUGUACACACAAUUAAUAAUAGUUUUAUAAACGGCCUACUGUUAGUAUACAAAAGCAGCCACAACGGCGAUAAACAACUACAUCAGUAACAGCAGCAGCAGCAGCAGCAGCAACAGCAGCGACUCCUCCAGCAACAUGGCUCAACCCAGGGUGAGUGUUUAUUACGACGAACCGGGUAUACACCAACAGCAACAGCAGCAACAGUACAUGGACGCGGUAGUCGGAGCGGCCGCUGCGGCCGCAGCCGGCAACGGCGUAGUGCCUCCGGGCGUAGUGCCCGGCGGCGGAGUGCCCGGCGGUCUUGGACUUGCCGGCACCGGUGGCAUGUACGACCAACACCAACAGCAACAGCAUCUCGCCCAUCGGGGCCUCCAAAACAUGGCCGCAGCGGCAGCAGCGGCUGCCGCGGCCGCUGCCGCACAGCACCACCACCACCAUCAGCAACAGCAAGCGGCGCACCUCCAGCAACAGCAGCAGCAACAACAGCAGCAACAGCAACACCCUGUGUCGGCCAUGUUCCAUUCGGCGGCCGCGGCCGCAGCGGCCGCCACACCGCCGAACCAUGUAUCGCCGGCCGCCGGCGGUGGUACGCCCGCCAACAAUCACACAUCCGGUGGUGCGUCCGUGGUGGUGCCCGAAGCACAGAAACGCGACAAGGAUUCGAUUUACGGGCACCCGCUGUUCCCGCUUCUGGCAUUAAUAUUUGAAAAAUGCGAACUUGCCACGUGCACGCCCCGGGAUCCAGGCGUAGCGGGCGGUGACGUGUGCUCGUCCGAGUCCUUCAACGAAGACAUCGCCGUGUUUUCCAAACAGAUACGUCAAGAGAAACCGUUCUAUAUGGCUGAUGCUGAAGUCGACUCAUUGAUGGUGCAAGCGAUUCAGGUGUUACGGUUUCAUCUAUUGGAGUUAGAAAAAGUUCAUGAACUGUGUGACAACUUUUGUCAUCGUUACAUCAGUUGUUUGAAGGGAAAAAUGCCAAUUGAUCUCGUAAUCGACGAACGGGAUUCGUCGUCGUCAGCGUCCGCAGCAGCAGCUGGAGGUGGUGGAAAGUCCAUGUCUGAACUUGGUGGCUUGGGCGGUUUAGGGGGCGCUACGAACGGCAACAACGACGGCCGUAGUAACGCGGAUUCAACAUCGCACACAGAUGGGGCGAGUACGCCAGACGUUAGACCACCUUCAUCUUCAUUAUCGUACGGUGGACACGGGAAUGAUGACCGAUCUCCCGGUUCGGGAGGCACGCCUGGGCCGAUGUCACAGCAACCGGGCUCGCAGCAAAGUCUCGACCACGGCGAUCCUGAAUUGGGUAAAUGGUGUCAACGGCGAGAUUGGCCUCCACCACUAGACGCCCGAGCGGCAUCAGCUGCGGAAGCGGCGAAACGCGGUCUUCUGUAUCAAUCUGUGUUCCUCGGCGGAAGCCCAAAUGAUUACAACUCGUGUGAUGCGAGUAAUGCCAGUGUUGGCAGUGGUGAUGGUACGGGAGAGGAUGACGAUGAUCCCAGCGGUGGAAAAAAGAACCAAAAGAAAAGAGGUAUAUUCCCAAAAGUGGCCACAAAUAUACUUCGAGCGUGGUUAUUUCAGCAUCUAACGCAUCCUUACCCAUCGGAAGAUCAGAAAAAACAACUUGCUCAAGACACCGGUCUGACUAUACUUCAAGUCAACAAUUGGUUUAUAAACGCUCGACGGAGAAUAGUGCAACCUAUGAUCGAUCAGUCUAACCGUGCCGGUAAGUCUCGAAACAAUAAAAUUAUGUGAUAUAAUAUGUGUACU